Molecule: messenger RNA, 1906 nt
Organism: Scleropages formosus (Asian bonytongue)
Lineage: Eukaryota; Metazoa; Chordata; Actinopteri; Osteoglossiformes; Osteoglossidae
Gene: b3galt4
Product: UDP-Gal:betaGlcNAc beta 1,3-galactosyltransferase, polypeptide 4
Exons: 2
Coding region: 157-1239 (360 amino acids)
Biological process (GO): protein O-linked glycosylation
Cellular component (GO): Golgi membrane
Molecular function (GO): hexosyltransferase activity
Source: RefSeq, a predicted model, not a curated record
GCAAAAGACCGAGAGCCCGAGACGGAUGAGCCGCGGCUACCGCCGCAUCUUCGCGGCGAAUAAGCGCCGCACGUCGACACAUGAGGGCCUGAUUGCGCAGAGGAGGCAGCGGAGGUCUUGGCCAGCGAGCAGAGAACUCCCGGUGCAUUGGCGGGGAUGGUGUGCCGAGUGGUCCGAGGCUGUAGGUUCCAGUUCUGGAAGCGCAAGGGCAGCGCCGUGACCUUCGCGUGUGUCAUGGUGCUGCUGGCCGCCCUGUCGACCCUGCUCUUUGUGGAUGCCAUCGAGUCCUGGGCCGUCUCCAUGAGCAGGACCAAAGGGGUGGCCGGGGUGUGGGUGGGGCCCGGCCCCCCCAACAGGGGCUUUCUAAGCCCACCCGAGGAAUACCUGCUGAUGCCCAGCCCUCUUGUCUGCCAGCGAGCGAAACCGUACCUCAUCGUCAUGGUCACCACUGCUCCGGCCCACUGGCAGGCCCGCCAGGUGAUCAGGGAGACCUGGGGAGAGGAGACGGAGGUGAGGGGGCGGCGAGUCAUGACUUUAUUCAUGGUGGGCCAAAGCCUCGACCCUGGACUCUCCAAACAGCUGGUGGCAGAGGCACGAGAUCACGGCGAUGUGGUCCAGGGCCGCUUCUUGGACAGCUACGCCAACCUGACCCUGAAAACGCUCUCUCUGCUCGGCUGGGUCCACCGCUUCUGCCGAGAGGUGCCUUUCGUUGCAAAAGUGGACGACGACGUACUUUUCAACGCCGGUGCUCUCCUUCACUACCUGAACAGGAACCACAGGACGGAGAGUGACCUGUACCUCGGUCGGGUGCACGUGCGUGUGCCUCCAAAGCGCAAGCCCACGAGCCGUCACUACCUUCCCGCCCUGUCCUAUACCCCCGAGGUCUUCCCGGACUACUGUAGCGGAACGGCGUACAUCCUGUCCCGCGCUGCAGCUCGCAAGAUCUUGCAGGCGGCGUCCACAUUGCCCCUCCCAGAUCCGCUGCCACCGGAGGACGUCUUUGUGGGCCUGUCCGCCCUGGAGGCUGGCAUCGUGCCCCACCACUGCCCACUGUUCUCGGGUGGCCCUGGUGUGCCGUACAGCCGCUGCUGCUACCAGGCCAUGGUAUCCGUGCACCACACGUCCCCAGAAGAGAUGGUUCGCUUCUGGACAGAGGUGCACUCCAUACCGCCCUGCUCUUGGCUGAGCAUGAAGGCGUCCUUGGGUCUCUGCAAGGUCCGAGCGCUAGUGGGGAUGUGAGCUGGGGGACGACGCAGAUGUAUGGAGACCACCGCGUGUGUCCUAGGAGGACUCCGUUCACUGCACUUAACUGCACGCCAGUGGUGUAUGGACCCUGCACUCCACACCAACAUAAAACCAAGUGAAGAAAUUGCUUAUGAAUCGGAACUGGUAAAGGACAGUUCUUCACUUGAAUACCUUCAUUCUGCAUUAUCUCCAGCUUGAAUUUCACAGAUUUUACCUUUUACUUACUCAGCUUGACCUGUUUAUUUUAAAUGUAUUUAUUUACUUGAAUUAACACUGGGCUUAACACUUCAGUUUAUAGCAGGAAUGUAAUUAUGUCGUUUCAUGCUUGAAAGGAGCUGUUUUUAAACUACUGUUUAAGACAUCCUUAGUAGCAAUGUGACUUAGUCGUAUGGAAGAAGACUACAAAUAAUACUUGAAGAUACAAAAGGAAAGGUGCAAAUGAUGUAUGUCACUGUCCAUCGAUCACAUAAGCAGCAUCAUGGCAAGAGAUCCUGGAACAUCGUGAGAAUAAGACAUCAGUGGCAUUUUCAUUAAGCGAUACAAGUUUAUCAGAGGGGAGUAUAAAACAAGGGAUGCGGGGAAAAAAAACACGGGUUCCUCUUUAGAAACGAUGAAGAAAGUAUAAAAAUAAAAACAAAUAAUGAUGAUUCACAGCAUCAUC